Molecule: messenger RNA, 781 nt
Organism: Lethenteron reissneri (Far Eastern brook lamprey)
Lineage: Eukaryota; Metazoa; Chordata; Hyperoartia; Petromyzontiformes; Petromyzontidae
Product: DNA repair protein XRCC1-like
Biological process (GO): base-excision repair; single strand break repair
Cellular component (GO): nucleus
Molecular function (GO): damaged DNA binding
Source: RefSeq, a predicted model, not a curated record
UCACCUCAGCCCCCUCACCUCAGCCCCCUCACCUCAGCCACCUCCCCUCCCCGUCUCGAGCAUGCCGCCCGUGAAGCUGCGUCACGUGGUGUCGUGCAGCAGUGAGGAUCCGUUGCACCGUGUGGACAAUCUUCUCAGCGGCGAUGCUCACCGCAAGUGGCGCUGCCUCCCCGGGGAGAAGGAGGCCUCUUUCAUCCUCCAGUUUGAGAAGGCUGAGAAAAUUCUCAGCGUCGAUGUUGGGAAUGAGGGAUCGGCCUUCGUGGAAAUCCUCGUGGGCAACUCCUCCUCCAAUGACUCGGACUUCCAGGCGCUGCUGUCCGCCUCGUGCUUCAUGUCUCCCGCUGAGAGCCGCUCUUCGCAGCAGAGGAGCCGCGUCCGAAUGUUCGGCCCCGAGUUGCUGUGCCGCUCGGUUCGCGAGCAGCGCUGGGACCGGGCGCGCGUCGUCUGCCGGCAGCCCUACAACUCGUCCCUGGCGUAUGGCCUCGCGUUCAUCCGCUUCAACUCGGUCCCUGAGGAUUCCUCCACAGACGACGCUCCGCAAGCCAAGCAGCAGGAGCAGCGACUGGGCGGGUUCCGUCUUCGUGACGACGUCCCGAGCAGCAGCAGCGGCGGCGGCUGCCUCGCCCCGGGUGGACUCUUCUCUUCCCGCCAGCGUCACCCCCUCCUGCUCACCCCCCCCACAGGCGGCCGCAGGGCGAGUGGGGCGGAGGUGGAGGAGGGGGAGGAGGAGGGGGACAAGGUGGACAAGGUGGACAAGGUGGAGGAGGAGAGGGCCUCCUGA